CAAAACCAUCACAUCCACACCGGCGACGGUCGAGUCCGAACAAGACGAUAUACAGCUUUAAGACUGCACCGAACACGCGUUGCUACCGAAAUACUUGCUAAAAUAUUAUAAUCAUCAUGUCUCCUCCGUCCGUCGCGAUGUCAUCCGUUUGCGUAGCCCUGGCCGUUUUCGGUCUCGCCGCUUCCGUGCCCGUGGAACAACAACAACAGCGGCAAGAGGACGGCGCGGGCUCUGCCGGAUUCGGCACGGUCCUGUGGUCGGUGUUGGACGACUGUUUCGGCGACGGCGAAGCGGCCGAACCGGCCACCGUGUGCCUCAAGUCGAAAGCGCUGACGGCCCUUGACCGGGCCCUCGGAAAGUCCUCCGUGACCGUCGCGGACGGCGUGACCCUGGCCGCCAGGGUCGGCAAGUCGCUGGCCGUCGACCCACAAGCCGACCGGGCCGACCGUGCCGCCCUGGACGCCGCCUCAGACGCCGACAGCAAGAACGCUCUGCUGGACGACAUGCUCGCCAACCGAAUGGACAGGCUCAUGUCCACCAGGACCAUCAUGCUGGACGGGGCCAGCCAAGAAGGUCGCAAGAAGAAGGACAAGGCCAUACAACAGGCCAUGAUGAUGGCCGGUAUGAUGGCCGCGGCGGUCAUGGGCCCGAUGGCGUUCAAAAUCCUGGCGCUGAUCGCCGGCAAGGCGCUAUUGCUGAGCAAAAUCGCACUGGUGCUGUCCGGCAUCAUAGCGCUGAAGAAGCUGCUCCAACCGCAACAGGGCGGACACGAAACCGAGUCGGUGUCCCAUCACUACGGCCGGAGCUUGCAGAAACUCGAAGCUCACGACGUGGCGUACUCUGGCCAAAAGCCGCAGUAGACAGCACCUUAUCACGGCACGCGCGUUAUCGCCAUCCUUGGACGCGUCGCAUUUUAAUAUUAUAAUGUAUUUAUCAAUGUGCUACUAUUAAUUUAUUAUUUAUUUUUUUUUUAAUUUAUAAGUCCGACCGCGUUCAGAGUCAAAACCGGUCGGCGAAUGAAAACUGUAUUCGUUCAAGUUUCGCACUUGUCUUUUGAAAACUAUUUUAACCGUUGUAUUAUUAUAUAAAUAAUCAUUAUUUAUUACUGAUGUUUAUGUACAUUAUAAAAACAUAUAUGACGUGAUAAAUGAAAAAAAAAAUCAAAAUGCUUAUGAA
This is a messenger RNA of Metopolophium dirhodum (rose-grain aphid), 1176 nucleotides long. RefSeq lists its product as uncharacterized. The transcript has 2 exons. Lineage: Eukaryota; Metazoa; Arthropoda; Insecta; Hemiptera; Aphididae. The record is from RefSeq and is a predicted model, not a curated record. The coding region runs from base 117 to 860 and encodes 247 amino acids.